AUGGAGAUUCACAACCAUGAAGUUGCGGUCGUUGCCGAUGAACCACAGUACGCUGCGAAUCGCUACAAAAUUCUGGUGGUUGGAAGGCGUGGAACAGGAAAAUCCGCUCUAAUUCGUCGUUUGAAGGACAAUGUUUUUAGCGACGGCGAAGACGUGGCCGGCUUGACGGAUGUUACCGUACUAGUCCGAGCUCUCCAUGGAUCCAUCGUUAAAGCAGAUGUGGUCGAAGUUGAUUUAUCCGAGUUUCUUUCAAACGAUGCUCCCACGAGUCAGGCCAGGGUUCACUUUGUCAAGCAAUACUUUGAUGUGAAUGGAUUAAUACUGGUAUAUGAUAUAACAAACACGGACACAUUUGACGAAAUUGACGACGUGUUGCGAGCCCUGCAAAAGAUGGUAGCGCCAGAUGUCGACAUCUGCAUAGCAGGAACAAAGGCUGACCUCGUCGAGUCUAGAAUGAUCUCUUACGAAGCUGCCGAGAAAAAAUCCAUAGAACACGGGUUCUCUCUAUUUGAGACAAGUGCAGUGACGGGGAUCAAUUGCGAAGAGGUACUGAUAGAAACGCUGGACAAAUUGGCUGAGCGACGAUCGGACGUUCGGGAAUAUUUGUCGGAAAACGCUGAGGUUUAUAAUGAGUUGUCAACACCGAGCGAGCACGAACCUGUUGGGUGGAGUUUAUUUUGUUGGAUACCCAACUUCUGGAGGCGGAGUCACUGA
Messenger RNA from Ostertagia ostertagi, 714 nucleotides. NCBI's taxonomy places the organism in Eukaryota, Metazoa, Nematoda, Chromadorea, Rhabditida, Trichostrongylidae. The record is from the annotation of a GenBank genome assembly.